GCUCCACCCCAUGAGAAUGUGCUUAUGGUCCAUCUCCUUAAUGGCCUCCCAGCUCCAUUUUAAAAUCCCUUGAUGUAGUGACUCCAUUUUAUUUCAUAUUUCACAGUCCUUUCUCCUAAUUUUCUUGGAAUCUAUCAUCCUCUCCCUAUAUGAGAAGUUUAACUCUGUGAUCUGAGACUUCCCACUGAUUGGGAAUGAGAUGUAAGCCAGGAGGCAAGCCUGAGGCCGAGAAGCCCCCAGGGAUGGCAGAGUCUCCUGCAGGACUGGAUGUGGCCAGGGCUGAGGUCAAGGCCCCGAGGGCAGCCGUGGGCAAGGUGGAUGGAAAUGAGACCAAGAGAAAAAAAUAAGUGGCUUCAUAACCUCACUUUAUCCAGAGAGUGGAAAAUAAAAUGCAAGAUUCCAAUCCCUGCCCUUCCAUUUCAUCUUUGAAAAAUACAGGAAGAGGUGGGCUGUUUUGGCUUCCUACCAUGGAUAAGGAUCUUGAAGGAGGAACUUGGCAGACCUUCUCCAUUCCCUGGGGCUUCGGCAAGGCAGUAGAGGAGGAAGGAGCACACAUAUGCCAAUCCUCUUCUGAAAUGCACCCCUUCACAAGGGUAUCCAGCCACAGGACGAAGUCUUCAGGCUGGCCACCUCCCUCGGGAACCUGGGGCUUGAACCAGGUACCACCCUAUGGAUGGGAGAUGACGGCAAACCGGGAUGGCCGAGACUGCUUCAUCAAUCACAUGACGCAAGCAAUCCCAUUUGAUGACCCUCGGCUGGAGAGCUGCCCAAUCAUCCCUCCAGCCCCACGGAGGGUGGAGAUGAGGCGGGACCCUGUGCUGGGGUUUGGUUUCGUGGCAGGGAGUGAGAAGCCCGUGGUCGUCCGCUCAGUAACACCAGGUGGCCCAUCUGAAGGCAAGCUGAUCCCGGGAGAUCAGAUUGUAAUGAUCAACGAUGAGGCAGUCAGCGCCGCACCAAGGGAGCGAGUCAUCGACUUAGUCAGAAGCUGCAAAGAGUCGAUACUCCUCACUGUUAUUCAGCCUUACCCUUCUCCCAAAUCAGCAUUUAUUAGCGCUGCAAAAAAGGCAAGAUUAAAGUCCAAUCCAGUCAAAGUACGGUUCUCCGAGGAGGUCAUCAUCAAUGGCCAAGUGUCGGAAACUGUUAAGGAUAAUUCACUUCUUUUUAUGCCAAAUGUCCUGAAAGUCUAUCUGGAAAAUGGGCAAACCAAAUCAUUUCGCUUUGACUCCAGCACCUCCAUAAAGGAUGUCAUCUUAACCCUUCAAGAGAAGCUCUCCAUCAAAGGCAUCGAACAUUUCUCCCUCAUGCUGGAGCAGAGGACGGAAGGGGCCGGAACAAAGCUGCUUUUGCUUCAUGAACAGGAGACCCUAACUCAGGUCACCCAGAGGCCCAGCUCCCAUAAGAUGAGAUGUCUUUUCCGAAUCAGCUUUGUCCCAAAGGAUCCAAUUGACCUUUUAAGGCGAGAUCCAGUUGCUUUUGAGUAUCUGUAUGUUCAGAGUUGUAACGAUGUCGUUCAGGAGAGGUUUGGGCCGGAGCUGAAAUAUGACAUAGCCCUGAGGCUGGCAGCGCUGCAAAUGUACAUCGCAACCGUGACCACCAAGCAAACGCAGAAAAUCUCUCUCAAGUACAUCGAAAAAGAAUGGGGAUUAGAGACUUUUCUUCCCUCUGCUGUGCUGCAAAGCAUGAAAGAGAAGAACAUAAAGAAAGCACUUUCACACCUUGUCAAAGCAAAUCAAAACUUGGUACCACCCGGUAAAAAGCUCUCCGCACUGCAAGCCAAGGUCCAUUAUCUCAAGUUCCUCAGUGACCUCCGACUGUAUGGGGGCCGUGUGUUCAAGGCAACAUUAGUGCAGGCAGAAAAGCGCUCAGAAGUGACCCUCUUGGUGGGACCCCGCUAUGGCAUAAGCCACGUCAUAAACACCAAAACCAAUCUGGUGGCUCUUUUAGCUGACUUCAGCCAUGUCAACAGGAUUGAGAUGUUUACUGAAGAGGAGAGCUUGGUGAGGGUGGAGCUCCAUGUGCUGGAUGUGAAGCCCAUCACGCUCCUGAUGGAGUCUUCGGAUGCCAUGAACCUGGCCUGCUUAACGGCUGGAUACUACCGUCUGCUUGUGGAUUCCAGGAGGUCGAUAUUUAACAUGGCCAACAAGAAAAACACAGGGACCCAGGACACAGGAACUGAAAAUAAAGGAAAGCACAACAUGCUUGGUCCCGAGUGGAACUGUAUACCCCAAAUGACCACCUUCAUUGGUGAAGAGGAGCAGGAAGCUCAGAUAACAUACAUAGAUGCAAAGCAGAAGGCAGUUGAGAUUCCGGAUGGCACCUUGUGUCCAAAAGACCACCACCGGCACUUGUAUGUGGACAACACCUAUAACUCAGAUGAGCUGACCCAGCAGCUGACCCAGCCGGGUGAGGCUCCAUGUGAGGCAGACUACAGAAGUCUAGCUCAGCGGUCCCUGUUGAGCCUCUCAGGCCCAGAAACUCUUAAGAAAGCACAGGAGUCUCCGAGAGGAGCCAAAGUGUCCUUUAUUUUUGGAGAUCUCGCCUUGGAUGAGGGGGUCACUGCCCCCACCCUCGGCUAUGAAAGGCUAUUGGACGAGAGUCCAGAACUGCUGGAGAAGCAGAGCAACCUCUACAUAAGCGGUGCCAACGACAUGAAGAGCUUGGGUCUCACUCCAGACGCAGAGAGCGUCCAGUUCGUGGCCAAUUCUGUGUACGCAAACAUAGGCGACGUGAAGAACUUCGAGGCUGCGGAGGGCAUAGAGGAGCCCCUGCUGCACGACAUCUGUUACGCAGAGAACACAGAUGACGCGGAGGACGAGGAUGAGGUGAGCUGUGAGGAGGACCUCGUGGUGGGAGAGAUGAGCCAGCCGGCCCUUCUCAGCCUCUCUGGCUCAAGCGAUGACAUCAUCGACCUCACGUCCUUGCCCCCUCCCGAAGGGGACGACAAUGAGGAUGAUUUCCUGUUGCGUUCCCUGAACAUGGCCAUCGCCGCGCCCCCACCUGGCUUCAGAGAUAGUUCCGAUGAGGAGGACUCUCAGAGCCAAGCCGCUUCCUUCCUCGAGGACAAGGAGCCAGGUGGCACCCUGCAGAACGACGAGAUCCCCGUGUCCCUCAUCGACGCUGUGCCCACCAGCACUGAGGGCAAGUGUGACACAGGCCUGGAUAACACUGGCGUUUCCACACUGGACACUCUGGAAGCUCUGUCCGUGUCAGAAGAUCCGCAGACCAGUGACAAUUCAGGUGUAGCCAUCUUGCGGGCUUAUAGUCCCGAGUCCUCCUCUGACUCGGGCAAUGAGACUAACUCUUCUGAAAUGACGGAGAGUUCUGAACUGGCCACGGCCCAGAAGCAGUCAGAAAACCUCUCCCGCAUGUUCUUGGCCACUCACGAAGGCUACCACCCCUUGGCGGAAGAGCAGACAGAGUUCCCCGCCUCCAAAAGCCCUGCUGGGGGCUUGCCUCCAAAGGCCUCCCACACUCUGGCCGCCCGUCCGGUGAGUGACCUCCCGCCCAAAGUUGUGCCUUCCAAGCAGAUGCUUCACUCGGACCACAUGGAGAUGGAGCCCGAAACCAUGGAGACCAAGUCAGUCACUGACUAUUUUGGCAAACUGCACCUUGGGCCGAUGGCGUAUUCCUGCACCAGCAAAAGGAAAAGCCAGCCGGCCGAUGGGGAGGGGAAAGCACCCCUUAAUGGGAGCAUGCCAGGGAAAAAACAGCAGGGGAUCAAAACAGCUGAGGCAGAAGAGGACGCCAAAGGUGGUAAAUUUGCUACUGUGUCUUCAAGGGACAGUCAACACCUCAGCACUUUUAACCUGGAGAGAACUGCCUUCCGCAAGGACAGCCAAAGAUGGUACGUGGCCACUGAGGGCGUUGUGGCUGAAAAAACUGGAUUGGAAGCAGCACCAGGCAUCACCUUUCCCAGAGCUUCGGGUGUGGGGAGCAGGGACACCGAAGGGAAGGAUGACAGGGCUCCCGAGGGAGAAGCCAUCGAGGUUUCGGGACUUGGCCCACGGGACCACUUCUUAACAGACGUCACCUGUGUGUCUUCCGCCAAAGACUUAGGUAACCCGGAGGAUGCCGACCCGUCCGGCUGUGACCGUCCAGCCAAGCUCCCGGAAGCAGAGGAGGGCGUGGGCCGCCUUUGUGACUACCACUUGGCCAAGAGGAUGUCGUCGUUGCAAAGUGAGGGCCAUUUUUCUCUCCAGAGCUCUCAAGGCUCCUCGGUGGAUGCAGGCUGUGGCACGGGCAGCAGCAGCAGCACGUGCGCCACUCCGGUGGAGUCCCCCCUCUGCCCCUCCCUGGGGAAGCACCUGAUGGCCGAGGCGUCCGCAAAAGGCGUGAGUUACCUUCCCUCCGAGGAGAGAGCCCCAGGGCUGCCCAACCAUGGGGCCACCUUUAAGGAAUUACACCCACAGACAGAAGGGAUGUGUCCGCGGAUGACGGUGCCUGCCCUGCAUACAGCCAUUAAUGCCGAACCCCUGUUUGGCACACUGAGAGACGGAUGUCAUCGACUCCCCAAGAUUAAGGAAACCACAGCUUUGACAGAGCCUGGGAAGGAGAGACGAGGAGGCAUGCCUUCAGCUUGGUCUCAAUAUCCUGAAGCUGAUCCCACCCUGCUACCAUCAAACAUUCACUCGGAAUCAAAGGUGCCAAUUCCAAAUCAAGACCCUAACGAUUUCUCCCAAGCAAACCAGGCCUAUGGAGAGGCUGUGAGCUGGUGGCCACUGGAUCUGAGAAGGGGGAGCCUCAGGACAUCCCCCAGCCAGAGGGCUCUGAGACGGAGCAGCAGUAUCCUCUCAGGAUCUGUCAGUUUGGAGACCUUCCGGGAGAGAAGCCAGGGUGCGGUCAGCUUAAAGUGUCCAGGUAUCACAGAAGCACAGGAGACCAGUUCAGAAAGGCGAGCAGAACUCCCCCUAGGGAAGAAGCUCACCAAAAGUUUUUCCCAAAGCUCGAUGCACUUUAGCUCUGAGGGGAAAGUUCACAAAAAGUCCCCGGUGGCCCACAAAGACUCAAAGCUGUAUAGGACAUUGCCCUUGCGGAAGCUGGAAGGCAGCCAUUGGAGAUGCCGGGGACCUUUCAGCUACUGCUUCCUGAACCGAGGGCAGGAUGAAGAUGGUGAUGAGGAUGAAGAGGAGGGAGAGGCCACCCAUCAAGUCUCUUGCCUCUUUCGACCACAGAUGACUCAAGCCAUGCCAGACCCAACCAGCCCACCCCUGGCUGUUGGAAUUCAGAAGCAAGGAGGAGAGCUGUCCAGAGCUUCAGUGCUGAAGGUCUGGGCCGAAGACUUGAGUGGCCCAGAUGAUGUGGACUUCAGCAACCUAGCUUUUGAUGCCCAGAUUGCAAGGAUAAAUGCCCUUAAGGAGAGCACAUAUACAAUGCCCGAUGGGUUCCUCGCAGCCCAAAAUGAUGCCAAUGAGCUGCUCUGCCUUGUCAGGGCAACCAAGGGAAAGAAAGAGGAGUCACGCCCUGAAGCAUAUGACCUAACACUUUCUCAGUACAAGCAGCUAUUAUCCAUUGAGUCCAGACAGUUGGGAAGUGCCUGUCGGAAAAUGGCAAUGGCUGAGAAAAGCCCAGAAGAGAUGCUCCUAGCUAUGACUUCCAGCUUUCAAGUGCUCUGUUGCCUAACAGAAGCCUGCAUGCGAUUAGUUAAAGUCGUGAACUCCGAAACACAGCGGCAGGAAAUAGUAGCGAAGAUCGAUGAAGUGGUCAUAAACUACAUCUGUCUCCUGAAAGCUGCUGAGGCAGCCACUGGAAAGACCACUGGUGAUCCCAAUGUUGGACUCUCGAUGCGACAUUCAACCACCAUGGCUGCUCUCGUAAGCACACUAACACGUUCUCUCAAGAUGCUUUUAAAUAAAUAAAGUAUGAAAGUCACAUCAUAAUCUACCUUUGCAAAGCCAUACAUGAACUUUUAUUUACUUUAUGUGUACGAUGAACAGACGUCUCCUUUCUUCUCUCUGUAUAUUUUGUUAUUUUCUAUGAAAUAGGAGAUAAAAGUCACAUUGAUGAAAAGUUGCAAUGUACUAAUCCAGAUGUAUUCUGUUUAUAUUAUACAUAUAUACAUGUAAAAGAAAUAUACAAGAAAGUGGUGACAUUUGGCUAUUUUUCAUAUAGUCAAAACUCCAGGUAUGUGAUGUGAAAUUUUAAUUUCUACUGUGUUGGAGCAAAACAAUGAAUCCUACCCCCUUUCCUUCCAAGCUGAUACUUGGAGACCAUAUCAUUCAUAUUUAGAAGUAGAAAAGAAAAGGAAAGAAAAAUCACAAUGUAUAUAAAACAGUACUUAUGUUUUAAAGCUAUGAUUUUUAAGCAUUGGAAAUAGCAAAAAAAUUUAAAAUUCAAAAAGCUAUUAUGAAUUAUUAGAGAAUAUAUAUAAUAAAUUAAUUUUUGCUCAUAGUGUUUGGUUAUCUGAUGCUUUUUUCUAAGAAUCCUACAUAUUUCAUUUUGGCUUAUGCCAUUUGGGCUAGAAAUGGGGUGGGAAUGGAUUCUAUUGUGUCAACACAAAUGUUCUUCAUGAUGUUUCUAGAAUGAAUGUACUUCCCAAAUAGAAGAACAGAGGGAAUGAUGGGCAGGUUUCUGGAUAAUACCUACUUAUAGACUAAUUAUGGAAAGUGAAAGUAAUUCAGAAUACCAAAAUUAAAUUGUUUGAUGAAAAGAAAGCUCUGUUUUGACUCAGUGUCAAAAUAUACAAACCAAAGACAAUCUCUAUGCCUGCCAUUUCAGCCAUGAAACAUAGGAUUCCCUUCAGAGUGACAGAGCAUUUAGAGAAGUAUUUGCAAAACUACAAAAAGGAACAUAAAAUGAUCCUCACAAGUAAAUGCAGGUCCAGUAACUUGAAGCAGACCACACAUCAGGCUGUGAGUCACAUCACAAAUCACAGCUCUCAGCAAAGAGCUUCAUGCAUCCCCUCUGCAGGAGCCCAUGCUUCCAACCAAAUUUGCAAUGACAGCCUAACACUGGGACAAAGUUUUGAAUCUGGAAUGUUACAGAAAAUCAGGGAAAGAUAGUUACUCUAAUAUGGAAGCCAUACUUAAAUAAAUAAUGAAGUAUUUAUGAAAUGUUCUAGUCUGGAUUGGCUGAUAGAAAUAUGUAAACUGGGAAAAAAUUAAAAAAAAAAAAAAGAGUGGUAAACUUGACCGCUUUAAGUGAACCUGAUGUAAUGCAAAGAAGUUUUUAGAACCAUCGUCUCUCUAAAAAUGUAUCUUUGGGUCAAAGCAAAAGGAUUCAAAUUCUGCAGUUGUAAAAUAAAGUUGAUAAUGUACAUAUGUACUUCAUGGCUCUUUUAGUGUUCAAGCUACACACACUCUUAUUUAUGUAGGUGGCUUCUUAAAAUAUGACAGGAGUGUGCCCAGUGCAAAUAUUUCCAUUUUUGUAGGCAUAACACAGUCCCCAGUUGCUAUCUCUCUCAUCAGUCGUUCCAUAGAGACUCAGUAAAAAAAAGCCACCCAUAUUUAUAGGUGGUAGCAAACAAAAGGAGUUUAGACAUGUGUUAUUACAAUGUUUAAUAAAACAUUAUUUGAUUACAAUUAUAAAUAUUGGUGUUUGAUAGAAGUAUUAAUGGUGUUUACUGUGGAAAAUUUUGGUAAAUAUUCUGUAUACUAAAAUAUUAAUAGGAUUGUGUUCUAUGUCAGACAAUGUGUGAAACAUAUAUAUUAUCUCAUUUAAUCAUCACAAUGAUCUCAUGGUUUGGACGCUAUCAUUAAUUCCAUAUGGAGGCAAUAUGGUCUCAUAGUUAAGGACAUGAAAUUUGGGGUCAGACACUUCUUGAUUUAAAUUUCGGCUCUGCCAUUUUCUAUUCCUUUCAUCUUGGGAAAGAUAGUCAAUUUUUCUCAGUCUCAAGUUCCUUCUAGUAAAAUGGAAGUCAGUAAUAAGAUCUAUUUCCAUAGGAUUGUCAUGAGUUUUAAGUAAAAAUAUGUAUAUGAAGUUCUUACUGCAAUACCUGGCAGACAGUAAGUACUCAGUGUUAUAUAUCAUUAGCAUCAUAAGCAUUGCAUUAAAUAUAUUGCCCAAGAUAACAUGUGGGGGCUGUUUGUUUUAUAUGCAUAUUGUAUCCUGACUGUGCAGAAUACAUUAGUGUACUGCAUAUGUAUAAAAGAACUGUACAAGAACGUGACAUCUCCAGUUAGAACACCGUCCCAGUCCAUUUAAUUUCUUUCGGAGGCCUCAGUGAAAUAGCUCUGGGUCUUUCUAAUCAAUCUCCCAGAACCUUUGGGUGCACCAAUAAAUUUUUGUUUCAUAUAAACAAACUCUUUACUACUUAGAAAACCUCAAAAGCUCCCCUGUUGCUAGUGCUGCUCCUAAGUGGGGUCCAGAUCCACUAGAGUGUAGGAAGAAUGUAUUAGAAUGAUCCGUGUGUUUAUUUUUAUCUAGCCUUUUUUACAUUUGUGUAUGUUUUAUAACGGCCUAAGAGCACAGUGGUGUAUGUACAUCAUUUUAAAUAAAUCAAUUAAUAAGCA
Molecule: messenger RNA, 8447 nt
Organism: Bubalus bubalis (water buffalo)
Lineage: Eukaryota; Metazoa; Chordata; Mammalia; Artiodactyla; Bovidae
Gene: FRMPD4
Product: FERM and PDZ domain containing 4
Exons: 21
Coding region: 390-5855 (1821 amino acids)
Cellular component (GO): cytoskeleton
Molecular function (GO): protein binding
Source: RefSeq, a predicted model, not a curated record